UAGAGUUGAAAGGUUGAUUUUACAACGGGAUCCCGAUUUGACUAGCUUAUCAGAAGAUAGUACAAGCAGUCCAAAGAGUGGAGAUAGCUCUGAAGAAGAAUUAGUGAAAGCUAACAAGAUACCCAGAAAAUCUCCUGAUCUACAAGAAUCGUUCUCGUCAUCUGAAGAAAACGUCAUUCCCAAAGUGCUUAUAAAGAAAAUGAAAAAGUCUGAGUUAUACAAAAGCUUUCUGAAGUUGCCUGAUGCUAAUCUUCCCAUUGUAAGCUUACAUCGCACGAAUUUAUUAGACGAACUUGCCUUGCGCAAGUGUAAGACUGUCGAUUUGAAAACUAACAGUAUCGAUCGACUUUUCGAUUGUAGAUUUUACUCGUGGAAACAGGCUCGCAGAAAACAGAAAUUUUCUCCUACAGAAUCUGAAAUAGUACAUUGCGAUAGUCUCCCAGUAGAAAAUCCAGUAGACAAAGAUCAUUGUGAUAGUCGUCCAGUAGAAAAUUCAGUAGACAAAGAUCAUUUCGAUAGUCUCCCAAUAGAAAAUCCAGUAGACAAAGAUCAUUGUGAUAGUCUGCCAGUAGAAAAUCCAAUAGACAAACAGCAUUGCGAUGAAAACCUUGUAGACAAAGACAAUUGUUGCUCUAGUUCACCUGUAUCGCCGAAUGAUAGGUUAUGUAGUGCCGACAAUGAUGAUGUUGAUGACAGUAACUCUGUUAAAUCGAGUGCUUCGAGUGUCAUCUCUCACCAAUCAGCUGACAGGACUCGUUCCCAAGUGAAUUGUGUUGUUGAUAGUGAAAUAAACUCCAGUAAAAAUAAUGUAGUAGAUACGAACAGUGUUCACUCAGACCAUAGUGACAAUGAUGAGCGGAGCGGUCGUUAUUCCGACUGUGAAAGCCUUGGUGGGAGUGAGAGAGGGCAAAAGCGGCCGUUGGAAGACAGAGAUAGAGCGCAGUCAUCGGAAAGAGAGGUCAAGAGGUCGCCCAAGUCCAUUUCUGAUCACCUGUUCCAUUGUCAGAGAUGUCUGCUCAUAUUCAACAACAAGGAAGAGGUGAUGGCACACCAGGCGUCGCGACACCCGUCGCAUCGUGAGCUGCACCACUGCAUGCUGUGCUGGCGUAGUUUCAGCACGGCGGAUGCGCGCCAGGCGCACGAACGCAGUGCAGGUCACCGCCGCCUGGAACUGGUGCAGCGCUGCACCAUUCACGCCAUGCACCGCCACUUCACCGGCCGCGCCCAUCCGCACCUAGCGCCGCUUACGCGCGCCCAGCUGCGUGCCAUCAACUGGCGGCCCAGUCAGCCCGGAUGCAUUCACUUCUACCAUCAUCCGUCACCGUUGCAGAUCGCCCUACAGGAUAAUCCUUGGACAUCGAGCAGCAGACUUAGUGACGAGGAAAUUGCAUCACCAUCAUCAUCCCCUCCAUUAUCUCCAUCACCUCUUGGCUCACCAUCACCACUUGGGUCCCCACCUCCUCCUGUCUCUCCUACUCCAUCAACUUCUUCAUCAUCGUCGUCGUCGUCAUCAUCAUCCUCAUCAUCAUCUUGCCAUUCAUCGCCUCCUUGUUCGCCCGUCUCCUGUCGCUCCGAGCCCAGGUCGACGAGUUUGCCACCUGACAACAUCACUACUUAGUCGUCAUUCUUAAGUAAGGUUCACAUUGGACAAGUUUACUUGAAUUCAAGUUUGUUUUUAUGUUUGAGUUGAAAACUUGAAGUCAAAUAUUGAAUUCAAGUUUUCAUAACCUCAAAAGUAUAUAAUUAUAAUAAGAAAGAGUAGGGUUGUGUUUGUUCGCAUCAAAACAUGUCAACUUGUGGAUUGCAUACCAGAGAAACGGGAAUGAUAUAGAUCUCCAAA
This is a messenger RNA of Nilaparvata lugens (brown planthopper), 1840 nucleotides long. RefSeq lists its product as uncharacterized. Bases 200 to 1618 code for a protein of 472 amino acids. NCBI's taxonomy places the organism in Eukaryota, Metazoa, Arthropoda, Insecta, Hemiptera, Delphacidae. The transcript is spliced from 3 exons. The record is from RefSeq and is a predicted model, not a curated record.